GGGUAUGCGCCCUGCGGGGCCCAGCCGGCUGCUAAGGUCCCUGCAGGCCUUCCAUCUGUCCUAUCCUCAAUCGCGUCAGGAGAAGUGGAGACUUACUGCUCCUGAGGAAGGAAUGCAGUCUGCAGACAAAAACAGGUUUCUACAUACAUUGCUGCCUUACUGUACUAGGAUGAUGGGAUCUCGCGCGGAGCCUGGAGCAAGGGCCAGAGGGGCCGGAAACGCCCAUCCAGGUGGUGCUCAGGGUACGUCCCAUGAGCGCGGCCGAGCUGCGUCGAGGGCAGCAGAGCGUGCUGCACUGCUCAGGGACCCGGACUCUGCAGGAUGCCCAGCCCUCCGCCAGGGUGCGCCGCGCCAACCUCUGCGAGUGCCCCGCCCCUUCUGAGUGCCCGCCCACCCAAGGUGCCCGCCCCCCACAGAAUGCCCCGCCCCUCCAGGGUGUCCCACCCUCCCCAGAAUGCCCCGGCCCUAGUGAGUGUCCCCCAUCCCACCCCCAACCCAGGGUGCUCGCCCACCGAGUGCCUCACCGAGCGCCCUACCAUCCUCCAGGGUGCCCCGCCCUCCUCCCGGGUGCCCCGCCCUCCUCCCGGGUGCCCCGCCCUCCUCCACGGUGCCCCGCCCUCCUCCAGAGUGCCCCGCUCCUCCGCCCCACCCGCGCCAGGUGAGCCCUCCAGGCGGGGGUCCAGAAGUGGCGUUCCGCUUCGGUGCGGUGCUAGACGCGGCGCGCACGCAGGAGGACGUGUUCCGGGCGUGCGGCGUGCGGCGCCUGGGGGAGCUGGCGCUGCGCGGCUUCUCCUGCACUGUUUUCACCUUUGGCCAGACGGGCUCUGGGAAGACCUACACCCUGACUGGACCCCCUCCCCAGGGGGAGGGGGUGCCUGUACCCCCCAGCCUGGCUGGCAUCAUGCAGAGGACCUUCGCCUGGCUGUUGGACCGCGUGCAGCACCUGGGUGCCCCUGUCACCCUUCGCGCCUCUUAUCUGGAGAUCUACAAUGAGCAGGUUCGGGACUUGCUGAGCCUGGGGUCUCCCCGGCCCCUCCCUGUUCGCUGGAACAAGACUCGGGGCUUCUAUGUGGAGCAGCUGCGGGUGGUGGAAUUUGGGAGUCUGGAGGCCCUGAUGGAACUUUUGCAAACGGGUCUCAGCCGUCGAAGGAGCUCAGCCCACACCCUGAACCAGGCCUCCAGCCGAAGCCAUGCCCUGCUCACCCUUUACAUCAGCCGUCAAACUGCCCAGCAGAUGCCUUCUGUGGACCCUGGGGAGCCCCCUGUUGGUGGGAAGCUGUGCUUUGUGGACCUGGCAGGCAGCGAGAAGGUAGCAGCCACGGGAUCCCGUGGGGAGCUGAUGCUUGAGGCUAACAGCAUCAACCGAAGCCUGCUGGCCCUGGGUCACUGCAUCUCCCUGCUGCUGGACCCACAGCGGAAGCAGAGCCACAUCCCUUUCCGGGACAGCAAGCUCACCAAGUUGCUGGCAGACUCACUGGGAGGGCGCGGGGUCACCCUCAUGGUGGCCUGCGUGUCCCCCUCAGCCCAGUGCCUUCCUGAGACUCUCAGCACCCUGCGAUAUGCAAGCCGAGCUCAGCGGGUCACCACCCGACCACAGGCCCCCAAGUCUCCUGUGGCAAAGCAGCCCCAGCGUUUGGAGACAGAGAUGCUGCAGCUCCAGGAGGAGAACCGUCGCCUGCAGUUCCAGCUGGACCAAAUGGACUGCAAGGCCUCAGGGCUCAGUGGAGCCCGGGUGGCCUGGGCCCAGCGGAACCUGUACGGGAUGCUACAGGAGUUCAUGCUAGAGAAUGAGAGGCUCAGGAAAGAAAAGAGCCAGCUGCAGAAUAGCCGAGACCUGGCCCGGAAUGAGCAGCGCAUCCUGGCUCAGCAGGUCCAUGCACUAGAGAGGCGUCUCCUCUCUGCCUGCUACCAUCACCAGCAGGGUCCUGGCCUGACCCCACCGUGUCCCUGCUUGAUGGCCCCAGCUCCCCCUUGCCAUGCACUGCCACCCCUCUACUCCUGCCCCUGCUGCCACAUCUGCCCACUGUGUCGAGUGCCCCUGGCCCACUGGGCCUGCCUGCCAGGGGAGUACCACCUGCCCCAGGUGUUGGACCCUGAGGCCUCAGGUGGCAGGCCCCCAUCUGCCCGGCCCCCACCCUGGGCACCCCCAUGCAGCCCUGGCUCUGCCAAGUGCCCAAGAGAGAGGAGUCACAGUGACUGGACUCAGACCCGAGUCCUGGCAGAGAUGUUGACGGAGGAGGAGGUGGUACCUUCUGCACCUCCCCUGCCUGUGAGGCCCCCGAAGACAUCACCAGGGCUCAGAGGAGCAUCUGCGUGCCCAGAUGUGGGGCCGGGGUUCCAAACCUGGCCCAGAGACUGGAGGCCCUCAGAGACCAGAUUGGCAGCUCCCUGCGACGUGGCCGCAGCCAGCCACCCUGCAGUGAGGGCGCACGGAGCCCAGGCCAAGUCCUCCCUCCCCAUUGAAGGCCAAGUGGGAACCCAGGAGACUGCUGUGUGACCUCAGACUGGGCUCCGCACUCUUGGGCUUCAGUCUGCCCAUCUGCUGAAUGGAGACAGCAGCUGCUACUCCACCUGCAGCUGGGCUAGGGGCGGGGACUGGGGGUGCUAUUUAGGGGAACAAGGGGAUUCAGGAGAAACCAGGCAGCAGGGGAUGAAAUACAUGAAUAAAGAGAGGCAUCAGCUCCAA
Pan troglodytes (chimpanzee) is the source of this 2686-nucleotide messenger RNA. RefSeq names its product kinesin family member 12 (gene KIF12). Gene Ontology annotation, cellular component: microtubule associated complex. The record is from RefSeq and is a predicted model, not a curated record. Gene Ontology annotation, molecular function: ATP binding; microtubule binding; microtubule motor activity. The transcript has 21 exons. The coding region runs from base 902 to 2497 and encodes 531 amino acids. Gene Ontology annotation, biological process: spindle elongation; microtubule-based movement; mitotic spindle organization. Lineage: Eukaryota; Metazoa; Chordata; Mammalia; Primates; Hominidae.